Messenger RNA from Salvelinus fontinalis (brook trout), 5223 nucleotides. RefSeq names its product interphotoreceptor matrix proteoglycan 2-like. Gene Ontology annotation, molecular function: heparin binding; hyaluronic acid binding. The annotation marks the transcript as partial. The transcript has 15 exons. NCBI's taxonomy places the organism in Eukaryota, Metazoa, Chordata, Actinopteri, Salmoniformes, Salmonidae. Gene Ontology annotation, biological process: visual perception. The record is from RefSeq and is a predicted model, not a curated record.
AGGAGGACAUUCCAGAACCUUCAGAGGAGGAAACUCCAGAGGCUUCAGAAGAGGUCCCAUCUGAGGCAGUAGACAAGAUCAUUCCAAAAGACACAGAAGAGGCUUCCAAAAAGAUAAUUACAGAAACUACAGAAGAGGCUUCCGAAGAGAUCAUUCUAGAGCCUUCAGAAGCUGCAGCGGAGAUAACCACAGAGGCUGCAGGUGAGUCCAUUCCAGAGGCGACACAGGAGGCUGCUGUGGAGAUUACUCAUGAGGUCACCACUGAAACUGGAAUUUUGACGGACACAGAGGAGAACAAUAAUGGCGAUCGUUAUAGGGAUGCAGAGGAGAACAAUAACGGUGAUCGUUAUAGGGUCACAGGAGAACCAGAAGAAACAAAUGAUGACUUCCUAGGGAUUCAAGAUAUCAUAACAGAGGUGGAAAAUGCGCUGGGCAAUGAGAUCGAGGACAUCAUGACGAGGCCUUUCACACCCAUGAAGGAGCAGGUGGUGGAACUCAGCAUCCAGCUGAAGGGAGAGAACUACAACGACGGCCUGAGAGACCCCUCUAGCUUCUACUACCAACGCGUGGUCAAACAUUUCACCCAUAAGAUUGAAGAUGCAUUUGAAAGGUUACCAGGAUUCAAGAAGGUCUUUGUAGUUGAAUUCAGGCCUCAGAAGGACCUCCAAAGGGGUAUGUUGUCUGUGGUAGUCCACUACGCAGUGACUCUGGAGGUGGACGGGGCAGGCAUCAGUAACGAGACCAUGGACUACAUCAACCUCCAGUCCAACGUGGUGGAGAAGUCUUACCGUGAUGCUGUUGAACGCCCCACCGUGGUCUACACCAUAACAGACUUCCGAAACUACAUCACUGAAGCCCUGCACAAGGAGAACUUCAUGAGCAACACCACUCUGGAUGCAGACACUGACUCACUGCACCUAGAGCGAGUUGAUAACUUGUUUCUGGGAGGGAGACCCACCACCAAACCAGAAGAGUCCAAUGACAUGAUGGACAAUGUUCUGGCUGCUGAGAAACCACCAGAUGCUCCUGGCCAAGACUUGGAUGUCAGCAACAUCUUCCUGAAGAAGGAUGAUUUCCUGUUUCCUAUGGACCCUUUGAAAGGCUCCGGGAGCGUUGUGGCCAGUGAAAAUGAUGUGUUCGUUCUGGAUGAAACCACCUUGCUACCCAGCACCACUGCUGUCCCUGCAGAGAAUAAUGGAAAUAUUGAAGAAGAGGGAUUUCUUCUCAGCAACACUCAGCAAGACUCUCAUACUCCCGAUGGGGAUGGUGUGGUUGGUGCUGGAGGCUCCUCUACCUCCUCCCCUUCACAACCACAGACCACAGAGGCCCCGGUCCCGGCACCUCCCAGAGUAGACACAGAUUUGGAUGCUGGUUCUGGCUCCGGCUUCUCUGGGGAUGACCAAGGGGCUGACGUCUUGCCAUGGUUUCCCGUGACAACUGAGGAGACGGACUACAUAGAGGAGGAGGAGGAUUCUGUGGUGGGGGAGGUGCAUUUACCAGAUCCAGAAGUGGAACCGAAGGAGGAAGAGAAGAAGGAGGAGGAGAAGGGGGAAGAGAUCACCGAAUCUGUCCUGGCUGAAUCUCCAGAGGAUAUGGGUCCUUUUGAGUCCCAUCCAGAAUCUGUCCUGACUGAAUCUCCAGAGGAUAUGGGUCCUUUUGAGUCCCAUCCAGAAUCUGCCCCAGUUGAGGAAGAGCCACAACGGCCUUUCUUGGACAGACUGCCUGUGACCCAAGACAUUAAUACCCGACCUGACUACACGACCACCGCUGAAGCCCCUGUGUUCUGGACCGCAGAGACCCUGACCGUGGAGCUCUCCAUACAGACGCUGGAGGCCUCUGGGAUGUAUGACGAUUAUUACCCAAGCGAACCAUUCACCAUCAUAGCACCAGUCACUGAUUAUCCCUAUCCUCAGUUUUACACCACUGAGGCCCUCGUGUUGGAAGGGCCAGCAGCUGAGACCCAUGGUUCUGUUGAGGAGCUGUCGGAGCCAACCAGUCCAAUAGAGCUUGAACUCCCCACAGUCACAGAGUCACCUACCUUCAUAGACAUGGAGCUGUUCACAGUCAAGGAGUCCAUCUUCGAUAUGAUCACCGCCGAACCACCAGAGAUCGAAGCAUUCACCGACAGACCUUUACUCUUGGUGCCCGAUCCUGAGGAUGAAGACGGAGAGGUGGAGAUCUUGGAGGAACAGGGGGCGGAGGUCGCAGAGCCCUUGGCCACACUACUCCCAUCCCUUGACAUCUCAGAGGAGGACCUAGCUGAAGAUGAAAUAUUUGUUGUGGCUGCAGGUACAGCAGCCCCGGAAGUCAUAGAGUCUCAUAGCAUCUUAUCCCCCGAGAAGGAAUCUCCCUUCACUCGUAUAUCUGACUCUGUACCGGAAGAGGAGGAAGCCACACACCAUCCAGCCACCACCGAAAUAGCACCACAUGGUGACAUUGAAAUCUCUGAGACACCUGAAAUUGCCCCAACGAUCCUACCUCCAUUCUUCCAGCCAACAUUCAGACCCACAGAAAACCUGCUUCAGGCAGCAGAAGAGUCAGAUGUUAGCAUUGAAGAAGGAGAUGUUAGUAUGGCGCCAGCACCCCCUUCCCCAGCUCACGACACAUACGAACUAGAAGUCGGCACUUCAAUUCAAGAGGUUGGAGACUACGCACCAGACUCCCCCAUACCGGAAAUUGACCUCACCUUCGAAGUGUAUGACGGAAUGAGUCACAUGGACGGGGACAGCAGUGGGUACUCCAGCAUCGCCCACGGAUCAGACGUGGGCAGCAUCGCCAUGGCGAAGAGCCCUGGCAAGGAUCUGAUGGUGUUCUUUAGCCUGAGGGUGACCAACAUGAUGUUCUCUGAGGACCUCUUCAACAAGAGUUCCACAGAGUACAAAGCCCUGGAGCAGAGGUUCCUCGAACUGCUCGUCCCUUACCUGCAGUCCAACCUCAGCAACUUCCAGAACCUGGAGAUCCUGAAUUUCCGUAACGGCAGCAUCGUGGUGAACAGCAGGAUGAAGUUCGGGAAGCCCGUCUCUCGGGGGGUCACCAACACUGUCUACCUUAUCCUAGAGGACUUCGCUAACUCAGCCUUCCAAACCAUGAACCUGGCCAUAGACAAAUACUCACUGGAUGUGGAAUCAGGCAACCAGGCAAACCCCUGCAAGUUCCAAGCGUGUAAUGAGUAUUCGAUGUGCACGGUGAACCGCUGGUCCGGGGAGGCGGAGUGUGUGUGUGACGCGGGUUACUUCAGCGUGGACGGACUGCCGUGCCAGAGUAUCUGUGACCUGCAGGAGGACUUCUGUCUCAACGAUGGGAAGUGUGAUGUCAUCCCUGGCAAGGGAGCCAUCUGCAGAUGUCGUGUAGGAGAGAAUUGGUGGUACCGCGGGGAACACUGUGAGGAGUAUGUGUCAGAACCUCUGGUGGUGGGCAUCGCUAUAGCGUCGGUGGCUGGCUUCCUAUUGGUGGCCUCUGGGGCAAUCUUCUUCCUGGCCAGGACUCUGAGGGACGGUUAUGACAAGGAGGAUUCAGAGGAUCCUCUACGAGAUCGGGACAGUGUGCCAUCCUUAGAGAGAGCCACCAAGUUCAACCCCAUGUAUGAGAGUGAUGUGGCCACGGCAGAGUACUACAGACGGUACGAAGAUGACGUGCCGCACCACAGUACGGGCAGCGCAGACACCUCUGUGGACUUCUGCAGUGACGAGAUACUCCAAAUCUACGACAACUCCGAGCUCACCAGAGAGCAAAUUCAGGACCGCCUAAGGAUAAUUGAGCUGUGUGCCAAAGACCGUCAGUUUGCAGACUUUGUACGGCAGCAUCAAGUAGCGCUGGACAGAAGAGCGAGCUCUGAAGCAUAGGAAUGCUGGAGAGCCAGCUGAUCACUGUGAACCUCAAGAAACAUGCCUUUGUCUUUGACUUGAGAAAGAGGAAAGUGUCUUCUGUUGCCAUGGUGCUUCUGAUGGACUCUGCAGAAUGACCAGAUGAAGAGGAUGGAUAUUUAAAGUCUUCUCUCUGAGGCGUGAUGUGUUGUGCUGUUGCAACGUCUCACUGACUCUGUUUCUAUGACCUGGUCUUUUUCUAAAGGUGGAGUGCGCUGUAAAUACUUUUAUUUUUGUUGUUUCCUUUUUUUCUUCGGUUAUCACAGCCAUCACCUUAUCCUAUGAGCUAGCCUCCUGCUCAGCUAGCCAUCAAACAUCUAGAUACAGUUACUGUCAACAAGGUUCGCUGCAUUGCACCUCUUACUUGCACAAAUCUGUGAACAAACAGACUUCAAUUGUUGUGUCCUUAGUUAGUUUGGACGUGUGGGUCCCUUCCUGCCCUAAACGUGGUCUUCUUCAGUGCCUUCACUUGGUUUCAGUUAGCAUUGUGGGGUGUUGUGUCCUGAAGCGUAACGCGGCUGCUGGCAGGACCCUUGAAGUUCACUGGAUGUCACUGGAAGGCUACUGUCCUGCAUGGAAACUAACUAACUACUGGUUUAAUCAACUUUGUUUCCACGUAAUUUCAACCCCCAAAUUCAAUGUGAUGAAGUUGAACUGUUUGGAGUAGAAAAAAAGAAAUCAACGUAAGAGAAUUUCAGAUUUCUUUUCACCUAACUUUUAACCUAAAUCCAAUGACUUGGUGACAUUUUUUGUUGAUUUCACAUUGAAUUCACGUUAGUCGACAACUCAACCAAAUGUAAAUCAAAACUAUACGUAGAACUGACAUCUGUGCCCAGUGGGUACUGACUGGAUGGCACAGGCUAACGCUAUAUAGCCUCCACUGAAAUGAUCAAAUAUCCUGGUUGCUGUACUUACUUGAACAUGGUUUUGGCAAAAAGUUGUAGAUAAUCAAUUGUGUAGACAUAAAUUGAUAGUGUAUUUAACUGUUGGAAUGAGUAUAGAUUGACAUACUGGAAUUGUGAUUGUUAGUAACCCCUUUUGGCCGUAGCCAAUAGCCCAGGAAGACAUGUUUCUCUGGGGUUUCUCAUUUCUCAAAUCUGAUAUCUGCUGCUUUGGGUUAGUCCACGUAUCCAUGACGAUCCCAAGCAACCAUGACCAUCCCAAGCCUUUGUAUAUAUCAGGAGUCGACUGUAUUCAUCCAUAUGUUUUGAUGAACCAAAUGUCCUCAACCCGUUGAAAAAGGGGUUAAAUGUGCACGUUGUCUCUGUUGAUGUGUUUUCUAUGUUUUCUCAUAGUUCAGAGAUUAACAAGACAAUGGUGUUAUGAUCUGUGUUGUGUAUGUUAGACUUACUGGUUGAAA